UGAACAGCUAGGGAGCCAGGCCACUCAUUCGCCGUCCAGAGUGCCAAGAGCAAGCACACAUACGUACCACACCUCAACACAUACACUCACAAAAUUUAACCUCUCGCGGCGGUUGAUGCUGAUCAGCGCCAAUUCUAUGCAUUUACCAGCUUCGAGGACCUCCAACGUUACCCUGUCCGAGGAGGCGCCUGUGCUCAGCACCCUGCAGGACACCACCAACAAGAUGUCAACGUCGGACGCCGGCGGUGGCACGGCCGUGCAGAGCUCCUCCGGCGCCUCCGGAGGCGCCGCCAGCAACAACGGCGGCGAGUUUUGGUGGACGGAGCGGAUGCUGUGCGAGGUCCAGUCCGAACACCCGGGCGAACUCAUCCGCACGGGCAGCCCGUAUUUCCUGUGCUCGGCCCUGCCACCCCACUGGCGCUCCAACAAGACGCUGCCGGUGGCCUUUAAAGUGGUGGCCCUCGGAGAGGUCAUGGAUGGCACCGUGGUCACCGUCCGCGCCGGCAACGACGAAAACUACUGCGCCGAACUGCGGAACUGCUCAGCCAUCAUGAAGAACCAGGUGGCCAAAUUCAACGACCUCAGAUUCGUCGGCAGAAGCGGCAGAGGAAAGAGCUUCUCGUUAACGAUCUCAAUCAACACUUCGCCACCGCAGAUCGCGACAUACAGCAAAGCCAUCAAAGUCACCGUCGACGGACCCCGCGAACCGCGCAGUAAGACUCGUCAGCAACAGCAAUUCCGAGCGAUCGCGUUAGGGCAGCGUCCUUACUUAGAUUCACACCCGUUCGGCAACCACCACCUGCGGGACAUUGAGAAUUACCGUCGAAAGUCGGCCGACACCUCUUCCUCGUCGUCCUCCCUCGGAAACGCGAACGCGUCGUCGGUUACUCCGCUGGCCACUUUCAAGACGCCGCACACGCCACCUUCGACAGACCCACUUGCGACAAACGUAGCAAAUGCUGAUUUGGACAUGCCGUCGAGUGAGAGUUCUUGGAAUGGAUUCUGUUCCAGCACCUACCCUUCAUACCACUUGACCUCAUCACCUUUGCAGUCUUCGGGUUAUACGCCGUUUGCUACAGACAUUUCCACGCUGGCCGAAAACAACCCUACUCCCAUUUCACAUCAUCUCCCCUCAGGUUUGUCCGACCACACGGCAAUGUCUGCCGAGUACUCGUACAGUGAAUCGCGUCCGAAAACUGAAAUGGAGGUGUUAGGGAGCAGCCGGCAGAAUGCCGAAGCGUACUCGCCGCUGCUGAUGCGCUACCCCACAGACCAAACAACCGCCCCGUCAGGGUAUCUGCACACCGGGACGUCGCCCACGUCAUCACCAACGCCCUUGUCCCUGAUGUCAUCGAACCCCUCCAACAGCUCCUACAUCAUCAUGCACAACAACUACUCCACAAAUUCGUCCUUUUACGGUAGCGCCUCGUGUCCAGGCGGCAGCUCCAGUCCAGCCGCCUCGUCCACCUACCUGCCACCCACCAUUCUCUACCCCCAUUUGUACAAUCAAAACCACCAAAUCCACUUGCACCUGCAGCACGACGCUGAGAACAAACCCGAAGUCCAGUACAGCACAACCACCGCACAGGACGAACUGGCAAUCGUCACGAGCACCAGCAACGUCACAAUUUCAGGGUCAAGAGCCAUCGAGCAGGGUACGAUGAUUGCAGAGACGCAGCCCGUGACUGACGACUCGAGGUACUCCAACGAUCGACACGCCGACCCUUCAGUCUGGAGACCAUACUAGUUCGCAGAUUUGUGCCAGACGUGUAUUGUUAUCGUGAUCUCUUUCUGUUUUACUAACUUGAAAGUGGCAUUAAUUGUUUCCUAGAAUGCAUCAAGAAGCGCGGAGAGAAAUAUCAAAGGUGCGCUCAAUUUUAAUUUGUCAAGGACUUGGCGCCUUGCUUGUGUUGCGUAAUUUUUAAGAAACUGUCAAAAAUGGUCAAAGUUUGAUAUGUAUAUCAUUUUCAGUUUGUUAGUUAUGAUUAAAUGUUAAAUAUGCCAAAAACAUUUCCAUUGUUAUAAAUCGUUUUUGAAUUGAAGGCACUGUAAAGUUUGGAUUUUGUUUGUAAUUAUAAAAAAUAUUUAAUUUAAGGGGACUGCUUCAAUACAACCUCUUCAUUUUAUAUUGAAAUCUACCUUUUUGUAAUGUGCAAUUAAUUAAUUGUAACAAAAAUAAAUGGAAAA
Molecule: messenger RNA, 2187 nt
Organism: Neocloeon triangulifer
Lineage: Eukaryota; Metazoa; Arthropoda; Insecta; Ephemeroptera; Baetidae
Product: runt-related transcription factor 3-like
Exons: 5
Coding region: 116-1747 (543 amino acids)
Biological process (GO): regulation of DNA-templated transcription
Cellular component (GO): nucleus
Molecular function (GO): DNA-binding transcription factor activity, RNA polymerase II-specific; RNA polymerase II cis-regulatory region sequence-specific DNA binding; ATP binding
Source: RefSeq, a predicted model, not a curated record